This is a messenger RNA of Microcebus murinus (gray mouse lemur), 3196 nucleotides long. It is a transcript of the gene PUS3, whose product is annotated as pseudouridine synthase 3. Lineage: Eukaryota; Metazoa; Chordata; Mammalia; Primates; Cheirogaleidae. Gene Ontology annotation, molecular function: RNA binding; pseudouridine synthase activity. Gene Ontology annotation, biological process: tRNA pseudouridine synthesis; mRNA pseudouridine synthesis. Gene Ontology annotation, cellular component: nucleus; cytoplasm. The record is from RefSeq and is a predicted model, not a curated record.
GGCCGCGAGGUUUCGGUCCGGCAGCGCAGGCUUCGCGCCAGGCGUUGGAAACUGGGGACGCAGAGCUCUCGCCGUCAGCGUUUGCUGCCGCCGCGCUCUACGAGGCCACCACAGCGGGGACUGUGAGCAGCAGCGAUCUGCGUACUGAGGCCGGAGCCCAGCCCCCGGCCCGCCCCGAUCCGCUGGGAGGGGAGGCUGCACUCCCCACCCUGGAAAUUUCCGCCUCCGCAUUAUAAGAUGUAAGCGAGGUUAGCGAGUCGCUUAUGAAAAGUGGAGAGACAAAAUGGGUGAGUUUGAUCUGACGAAUGAGCUCAAACGCAAAGGUUGUGGCAAGGAAGCAGAGUUGUUCAAGUUCAAACUUCUGCUCCUGCCCGAGAUGCCUGUGAUGUGUCCACAUGCCUGCUUAUUUUAAUUUUUAUUCUGAGGUGUGGCCCCUUGUUAAAGCCAUCCUGAGAAAACGGUUUUCCUCGCGGUACGACCUCUACCUCAUACUUGCAUUUGCACAAUGACUGCUAAACUUGGACGAAAGAAUCGCACUUUUUUUUUUCAAUUUUCUAACUGGAACUUUGAGAUUUGGGUCAGCAUCUCUGGAAUUGGGGGUAAAAUUACAAAAAUCCGCAAACGAAACUGCUGUUAUGAUCUCUCCGUGGUGCUGAAGCAACACUCCCAGGAUUGUUCAGCCACUCUCAAGGCGCCUCAGUCGUUUGUUUUGAGGAAUAUUAUCAUAUUCCUUUUUAGCUUUCACAUUUGGAGUCUAACAAGAACCAUUUUUGUCUCUCAAUGAUAACUUCUAAUCUAGGUACAAAAUCGGGCCAGGAUCGUCAAUCUGUUAGUUUUCCGAUAAGGAUAGCAGACAUUUGAAAAAUUGCUUCUAUUAUUUUAGUACAGCACCAGAAUUUCUCCUUUUAUUCUCAUCGUACCUCGGGCCCCAAGUUCGCGGCGGCGGGACCAGGAAACGCCCGGGAGAGCGCCGCGCCGCGCCUGCGCGCUGAGUUUCCGGAACUGCGUUUGCCACAGCACGGCCUCAUCCCGUGAGGCCUAGCGCGCGUGGAGGCUGUGCGGAGCGACGGCUUCCUGUCUCGCAGGGCGCGGGGUCGGCCGCCGGAAGUUAGGGUGGACCUAUAUGAUUCCUUUAUUCCUGGGGUUGUCAUAUCAUGGCUGAAAAUUACAGAGAUGGAAACCAAACCAAGAGACUCCUAAAAAGAGUACAAGAACUGGAAAAGGAGGUACAGAGACUUAAAAAGGAACAGGCCAACACCAAGGACUCAAAUGUUAGAGAAAAUUCAUCAGGAGGUGGAAAAGCUAAGCGUGCAUUUGAUUUCAGAGCUCAUGGCCAAAGACAUAUAGCCCUAAAAAUAGCCUAUCUUGGCUGGGGAUACCAGGGCUUUGCUAGUCAGGAAAACACAAAUAAUACCAUUGAAGAGAAACUGUUUGAGGCUCUAACCAAGACUCGACUGGUAGAAAGCAGACAGACAUCCAACUAUCACCGAUGUGGGCGAACAGACAAAGGUGUUAGUGCCUUUGGACAGGUGAUUUCUCUUGACCUUCGUUCUCAGUUUCCAAGGGGCAGGGAUUCAGAGGAUUUUUAUUUAAAAGAUGAAGCUAGUGAUGCUGCAAAAGAGAUCCGAUAUACCCACAUUCUCAAUCGGGUACUCCCUACAGACAUCCGUAUACUGGCCUGGGCCCCUGUAGAACCUAGCUUCAGUGCUAGGUUCAGCUGUCUUGAGCGGACUUACCGCUAUUUUUUCCCUCUUGCUGAUUUAGAUAUUGAAACCAUGAAUUAUGCAGCUCAAAAGUAUGUUGGCACCCAUGAUUUCAGGAACUUGUGUAAAAUGGAUGUAGCCAACGGAGUGAUUAACUUUCAGAGGACUAUUCUGUCUGCUCAAGUAAAGCUAGUGGGCCAGAGCCUGGGUGAGGAAAGAUGGCAAGAACCUUUUCAGUUAUGUCAAUUUGAAGUGACUGGCCAGGCCUUCCUUUAUCAUCAAGUCCGCUGUAUGAUGGCUAUCCUCUUUCUGAUUGGCCAAAGAAUGGAGAAGCCAGAGAUUAUUGAUGAGCUGUUGAACAUACAGAAAAAUCCCCAGAAACCUCAAUAUAGUAUGGCUGUAGAAUUUCCUCUAGUCUUGUAUGACUGUAAGUUUGAAAAUAUCGAGUGGAUCUAUGACCGGGAGGUUCAGGAGUUCAAUGUUACCCACCUACAACAGCUAUGGGCUAACUAUGCUAUCAAAACUCACAUGUUGUAUAGUAUGCUACAAGGACUGGACUCUGUUGCAGUACCUUGUGGAACAGGACCAAAGAUGGAUGGAAUGAUAGAAUGGAGAAAUGUUAAGCCCUCUGUCAUAAAGCAGACCAGUGCCUUUGUAGAAGGAGUGAAAAUGCGCACAUAUAAGCCCCUGAUGGAUCGUCCUAAAUGCCAAGGAUUGGAAUCCCGGAUCCAGCAUUUUGUACAUAGGGGACGCAUCGAGCACCCACCUUUAUUCCAUGAAGAAGAAAUAAAAGCCAAAAGGGACUGUAAUGACACAAUGGAGGAAGAGAAUACUAUUUUGGAGACACCAACAAAAAGGGUCUGUGUCGAUACAAAAAUAAAAAACAUCACUUAACCAUAAACAACUUACUAGGAUCUAAGAACCAACAACCAACUAGUGGUAGGUAGGUAGAAAAGAAAAAAAAAAAUACUGUAAGAAGUACUAGAAAUUCAGAUGAUCAGCUAAGACUUUAAGGUCCUAUUAAGGAAGAUUUUGCUUUAACAAGAAAGAGUUCAAACGUUAUCUCAUCCUUGUCUAAAAGGAUUAAGGGAUGAAGGAAGCAAAAAGCAAUUGUAAAAUGGAGAUGUACUUAUUUAUGUACACCUGGAAAUCUGUGCCUUGUGUUCAAAUUCAUCAAAGUCUAAUACUGCAAGUGUCUAAUUCAUUGUGCCGUUCUUUUUCAAAGCAAAUGAGUUAUUCAGUACUUAUCUGAAUUCUCAUAAAGAGCUUCACACUAAGUGUCUUAUUUUCUAAAGAUUUAAAAAUAUUAAUUUCAAUCAUUUAAGGAUUGGAAAAAUUGAUUUAAGUGGCAGGCAUGAUGCUAGCUUGAAGUUACCUAACCAAAUAAGACACAGAACCUUUCCUUAUGAAGCAUAUAAACCUAGUGCAGAGGUUGGUAAAUGUUUUCUGUGAAGGAAUAAAGAGUAAAUAUUUUAGGCUCUGUGAAUCACAAA